Molecule: messenger RNA, 1706 nt
Organism: Electrophorus electricus (electric eel)
Lineage: Eukaryota; Metazoa; Chordata; Actinopteri; Gymnotiformes; Gymnotidae
Gene: doc2a
Product: double C2-like domains, alpha
Biological process (GO): exocytosis; regulation of calcium ion-dependent exocytosis; spontaneous neurotransmitter secretion
Cellular component (GO): extrinsic component of synaptic vesicle membrane; synapse
Source: RefSeq, a predicted model, not a curated record
CUUCCUGUGCUUUUCUGCAUCAGUCUUCCCUCCCAGCCUCUCCUUACCUCCCGUCCCCUCUGCUCACUACCUAUCUAAUAAUCGUGCCUCUCCUUCACACUAUCUACCGCUUUGUUUUUUCCCCUCCUCCUCUGCUGUCUCCUUCUCUCCUUCUCUCCCUCGUUCUCUCACACCACCUGUUAGUGCAGACGAAGAGCUGUGGACUCUGCUGUUUUAUGAGGGACUCUCACACACACACAAUCAGAGCUCUAUGACGGUGCGUAAAGGAAAGAAGCUCACCAUUUCCAUUCAGGAACACAUGGCCAUAGACGUCUGCCCAGGCCCUAUUCGACCAAUCAGACAGAUCUCUGCCUAUUUUCCCCGCCUCUCCCCAACUGGUGAACCCAUCUCGCCAAACCCUGCUGCCUCUCUAUCAGCCCACAGCCCUGGGGGUGGGGCUUCUGGAGUGGGGAGUAGUGGACUACUCUCCCCGCUGCAGUCAGGGGCAAGGGGAGGGGGUGGGACUUUGUCAUUAUCAAGUAGUGUGGAUACGUCAGUGGACAUCCAGAGUUCGGACAGUGACGACUGUACGGCUCUGGGGACGUUGGAGUUUGAGCUGCAUUAUGAAAGAGCCACUAGCUCACUUCACUGCACCAUCCUCAGAGCUAAGGGUCUGAAGCCAAUGGAUUUCAAUGGCUUGGCAGAUCCAUAUGUCAAGCUUCAUCUUCUCCCUGGUGCAUGUAAGGCUAAUAAGUUAAAAACCAAAACUGUGCGGAAUUCUCUAAAUCCAGUUUGGAAUGAAACACUAACAUACAUCGGAAUCACAGAAGAAGACAUGCACAGAAAGACUCUGAGGUUAUCAGUGUGUGAUGAGGACAAGCUGACUCAUAAUGAGUUUAUUGGCGAGUCUCGGGUAGCUCUGAAGCGUGUAAAACCAGACCAGACAAAACGUUUCUACACCUGCUUGGAGCAUCCACCCCCAUUGCCUUCUCCAACAGCCAUGGGAGCAGCAUUGCGAGGGAUCUCAUGUUACCUUAGAGAGUGGGAGAACGAGCAGCUGCAAUGUCUGGAGGAGCGCGGCCGUCUUCUGCUCUCGCUCCUGUUCCUGCCUCCGCCCACAGAGGGAGACAAAGAGGGCCGGCACGGGGGUCUGUACGUUGGGGUGCAGCGCUGUGCACACCUGGCUGCGAUGGACGUCAAUGGCUUCUCCGACCCCUACGUCAAAACAUAUCUGAAGCCAGAUGUUCAGAAGAAAUCAAAACAUAAAACAGCUGUGAUUAAAAAGACCCUCAACCCAGAAUUCAACGAGGAGUUCUUUUAUGAGAUCUCUCUCUCAGAACUGGUCAGGAAGACGCUGGAGGUCACAGUAUGGGACUAUGACCUGGGCCGGUCCAAUGAUUUUAUAGGAGGUGUGUGCCUGAGCUGUCAGUCACAAGGAGAUGCUCUACGCCAUUGGAUGGACUGCCUGAGAAACAAGGGGCAGAAGGUGGAGCGUUGGCAUGUUCUGACCAAUGAACUCCCUCAGAGCACUGGCCAGGAAUGAACAAUGGUUUGCUGAAGUGACACAGACUGAUGACUUAAAAGAUAGGCAUAUACAUACCCAAUAUGCUUGUUGGAGGGUAUCUUAAUGCCAUAUAGGGCAAAGGGCAAUGAUGCUGGAGAUUACACUGCGAGCACAUUCAGACUUUGUGCAGAUUCAGACUUUGUGCACCACAUGCUGUAUUCAC